GAAUGAAAAGUUUAAAAUUAAAACUGGAAAGCUUGAGACGUUGAGUUUGGAAACGAUUGGAUUAUUGCUCUGUUUUGAUAUUUAAGUUGAAUGUAUUAAUGAACUGUCAAUUAUUCACUUCAACAUGUCUGUAACACCAGCACCAAAUCCUACUGACAUUACAGGAUUUCAAUUCAAACUAUUCAGUAAAUUAAAGAUAUUUCCUGAUGAUCAACAAUUGCAAGUCACCAAUCCAUUAAGUCUUGUAGCAUCUUCAUCAAAAUAUGGUUUACUCUUUGUUGGUUGUCCAACUGGAUUUAAAGUUAUUCAAGUAUCAGGGCUUGAAUCAGCUCAAGAAUCUCAAGGAAAAAGUCGCAGUGAACUGACAGAGUACCCAAGAAGAGACAUUCAGCUUCCCUCCCAGCCUUCACAUGUGGCUGUCAACUGUGAUGGCACUCUCUUGGCAGUGGUGAUCAAUGUCAAUGGCGCUGAACUGGUCAGAGUUUACUCGGUUGCUCAGUUCUUGAGCCAGACCGUACAAGUGCUUCAGGAGGUUAGAGGCAGCACUACAGCGGGAUGUGUGGCCAUUGGUUUGUCGUGGAAUCCAGGAAUAUCCAAUAUGUUGGCGGUAUGCUUUUCUGAUGGAUCAGCUAGUGUCUACGAAUUCAAGGGAGCCUCUUACAACAUCAACACCAUUCCAACUGAUUCCAAAUCAACAUGCAUGUGCUGGAGUCCGAAGGGAAAGCAGAUAGUGUUUGGCUCGCUGAAUGGCACACUCACCCAAUACAAGCCAGAGUUGAAAGCUGUGAAAAGCAUCCAGGCGCCAGACAUGAAUCAGCGUCCAGUGUCCACAGUCAGCGUGCAAUGGCUCUCCAACUUCCAGUUUGCUGCUGUUUACAAAGACUUGACGGAUGAGAUUAACGGUUCACAUAUUAUGCUAGUGAAUACUCCCAAGAACGGACCAGUGACAUUUGUCGACUAUGAGGAUAUCUGCUACAGUUCGGCACAUCUUCGCUCUGCUCAGUUCUAUUUGGAACACAUUCAAGCAUGGAACCUGUUACUUGUUGCGUCGGCGAACGGCAUGGAGGUUGGUGUUCUGGGUGUUGAAGGGAGCGAUGGCAGUUGGAUACAAUGGAUCCUGGACGACUCCUCUAGGGCUGAACUGCCUCUUGAUAAAGACCACCAAGAGACAUUGCCAAUUGGAAUGACCUGGAAUACCAAUUCACAGCACAAAAUGCCUGUCGGUGAAAACCAGUUCCUGCCGCCGAUGCCGCUGCUGUGCGUCUACUCGCACAAGGGCUCUCUGUGUGUGUUCGCGGCUGUCAACCUGUUGCCUGCCGCCGCGCAGUUGUGCAACGUUGCCGAAUUGCCGGUCGACCAGAGUGGCCUCAAUCUGUUCGUCAACUCGGAGCAGCCGAUUGCCGCCGCUGCACCCCCGCCUACUUAUUCGCCUGUGACUCCUGAGAAGGAACCGGUGCCAGCCGCGGCAAAUGUUGCAACGGACCAAGGAACGCCAAAGGGAUUCCAGCUUUCUUUCAUGACAGGGGCCACCCCCACUGUAAAGGCUCAGGUGCCAGUCUUUGAUGUCUCAGCGGCUGCUCCGUCUCAAACUGCUCCGAAAACUUGGGAUCUUGGUUUUGAUAAAGCAAAGGAAGCAUCGGCUGGGAAACCAGCGUCAACAGGUGGAUCGUCACUAUUUGGAGGAACUUCACAAGGAUUCACUUUCCAGCCUUCUCAAAAUGUGUCUUUUGCUUUCCCAACCGGUGGUGGUCAGAAUUUUGGAAAUUCAACAAAUUUAAUGACUCCAUCCAAUCCGGUAUCUAAUCUACAGUCGUUUGUGAGCAGCACCCCAAUAGCUCCUGCUGCCAGCAAGGCUCAGCCACAAAAAGUACCUCAACCACAACAACAACAGCAACAACAACAACAGCAGCAACUACUACAACAACAGCAGCAACAGCAAACUCCUCAACAACAAACAACAGAAAAGCCGAGUGAACCAACACCGCCAGUUCAAGAUGAAGAAGAGGAAGAGAAGCCUGAAAUUCCUGCUGAAGUGGUGCAGGCAGCAUUUCUUGAAGAAGUCAAGCAUUUCGAUUCCGAGCUGAGAGAAAUGAUGAAUGACCUCAAGAUUGACAACGCCGAAGAUGAAGAAGAGGAAGAGAAGCCUGAAAUUCCUGCUGAAGUGGUGCAGGCAGCAUUUCUUGAAGAAGUCAAGCAUUUCGAUUCCGAGCUGAGAGAAAUGAUGAAUGACCUCAAGAUUGACAACGCCGAAAAAUAUGAUGACGAGGCUCAACGUAAACUGAAUGGAGACCUAGUUCUAUUAGAGGAUUACUUUAGUAAGCAAUUAGAAAGUACAAAAGAACUGCAGAACGAAGUUAAAAGCUUGAAAAUGGCUGGAUUAGAAUUGGUUGGCUAUAUUGAAGAUUCUAAGAGACGUCUUCAUCAACAUAAAAAGCCUGGCUUCAAGAAACUGGUUUUCUCGAACGAACUCGACCCGAUGAGUGCGCGUCGCUUGGAGAGCAUCGACAAGAGCAUCUACUACGUCGAGAGCCAACUCAAUCAGUCAAACAAAAUCUUGGAAGAGAAAUGGGCACUAAAUCAAGACCAUCUGAAAAUAUUAAGGAGUAAAAAGUUUAUUCCACCUGGAGAAGAACUGUAUCGUACUGUAAUUAAUCAAAGCAAUAUUUUGAAUUCUCAAAAAUUCAAGUUGGAGAAGUUGAAAAAUCAGAUAAAUGAUUUUAAAGAAAUGGUAUUCAGUGAAUCAAGUUUAUCUCAUUCAAAUAUAAAACAUCUGAAAACCUCUUCAGAUCUCACAAAAUUGGCCGAGAAUUUGCUGCGUGUUGAUUUGAAUAAAUCGUCUUCAAAUCGUUCCCGGUCAUCAUUAAACAAGUCGGCAACAUUCAAUUUACUCGAUGCUACUGCUGCAUCUACAUCCAGCAGCAUGAUGGAUGAAUCCAAAGACUUCAGUGAGAGCAGACAACUUCCCAGCGAUGUGAUGGUGCGUCGAAUCCCCAAAGUGAUAACACAGCCGCCAUUCAACAUGACCGGAAGAGAAAGAGCGUCGUUCAUUGCUGAGUCUCUGGUGCAUAACCAUAGAAUUUGCAACACGGUUGUCUCGAAAGCUGUGGCAAGUUUGAGUCCGACGAAACCUGCUGAUUUCAAAACUCCCUCAAAAGAUUCUCCAAAGAAAUCAGAAGCUGUGAAAAAUGUUCCGAACUUGUUCAAGCUGCCUAGCGAACAAACUAACAAACCAAAGGGAGAGAGUGUGAAGGCACUUGACUUCAGCCCUAAUUCUUCUCCAAGCUUUGGAAAUCAAUCUCAGAUGUCCUUCUUCAAAACACCCACCAAACAACCUGAAUCAACAAUUGCAAAACCUUUCUCAUCCAGUUUUGAGACUCCCGUUCCGAAAAAUCAGAGCAACAGAGAGAAUGUGGGGCCGUUUGGAGGGUUUUCUGCCCUUAGUAAUACAACAGCAACUGUGACUGAGCAAGCUCCCACUGAUUCUCCAUUUGCUGCAAAGCUCGCAGAAAAACAGCCUGUGAAUUCACCAUUCUCCGGAAAGCCUCUUGAAAAUCAGUCUAUUUUCUCGUCUGGAUCUGGAGUUGCACAGGAAGGCAAGUCACCUCUUGCAUCGAUAUCCAACUUAUUGGAAGGGUUAGCACCGAAAGCUGAUAGCAAAUCUAGUCAGCCAGCGACUUCGUUCGUGUUGAGUACUAAGACCGAUAAAACACCUCCAACGAGUACUACAAGCUUCUUUGCUGGUUUGAAGAACACUGAUACAACAGCACCAGCAACAAAUCUUUUUAGUUUUUCAACUCCCACAAAAUCUGAAGGCAAAGAUAGCGCUGCCACUAGCGCAAGUCAGCCGUUUUUCAAAGGUGUGAAUCUGUUUGGUGGUGUAGGUGCAUCCUCAGAAGGAAAAGAAACGGGUACCGCGUCGUCCCCUUUUGCAAGCAAUGCAUCUCUGUUCGCUGGUAAGCCACUGGUUUUUGGUGCAGGAUCCGCUACUCAAACGACUGGGGCAAGCAGUGGAGAUAAACCGAUUUUUGGUGGUGUUUCUUCCUCUACCACAGUAUCGACCACUACUACCACCACAGCUACACCUACUUCUGUUAGCACUGUACAAGAAACUGCCAAAGUAGAUACUACAACAACUAGCCUAACUUUUGGAAAGCUAGUGAGAAAAUUGCUGACUCCACGGAGGCAGAACCUGUGAACUGGCUUGCAAACAAAUUUGAUGUUUGGAGGUGGUUCCGUACAGAAACCAACAACGGCAGCAGCUGAUUCCAAAAGUAACUUGUUUGCGUUUCAACCGUCAGCUGGGUUCUCUUUUGCUCAACCACCCAAGGAAACAGCAGAUAAAGUUGAAGGUGCAAAGGUGGCUGAGAGUUCUGCAACACCACCAGUGGCAGUUAGUGGUAGUGAUAGUACUGCCAAGACUGCAUCAGAUAAGGGUACCGGUAGUAUUUUUGGUGGUGGUUUGGUUUCUGGAGAAAAAGCAAGUAUUUUCGGUGGAAGUGCAGAAAAAAGUAGCGUGUUUGGUGGUGGCACUGCCGAUAAAGGUGGUAUUUUUGGUGGUACUGCAGAAAAAGGCAAUGGUUUUGGUGGGAAUACAGUUGCUGCUGCUGAUAAGGGCAGUAGUAUAUUUGGUGGAAGUUCUGAUAAAGGAGGACUUUUCGGUGCUGCCAGUACAGUGUCAUCGUCUCCUGUGAGCUUCUCAUUCACACAGAGUUUGGCCAACGCGGCAGUUUCUACUUCUACAGCGACUCCAACCCAAGGGACAUCCCCAGCAACAACCUCAGCAACCCCACAGCCUGGGUCCGCUACAGGGUUCCCUGUUGUAAGUGCUGCAACUUCAUCCACAACAACUCCACAACCAACAACCUUCUCGAAUUUCCUCGUGACGAGUACAGUUUCGGAGAGUACAACAGUUAGCGCACCUGAAACCACACCAUCGUCAACGGGUAUCAGCUUUUCAAACUUUAAUUUCGGAUCAAGCGCUCAACAACCAGCCGAUGCAAACACUAAAAUGGGCGGCCUCAGUUUUGGACAGUCGGCCAGUGGUAUUUCGGGAUCGAUCUUUGGUGGUGCUACAACUAUCACCCCUGUACAAUCAACGAAUGUGUUUGGGGGAGGUGCUGCCGCAACAACUGCAGAAUCGACAAAAACGCAGGCGCCGUUCAGUUUUUCGAUCUCGGACUCGCAGAACAGCAAUACAGCUACGCCCAAGUCGUCGUUCUUCGGCUCGAAGCCGCUGUUUGGGACGCCGACGGCCACCAGUCAGCAGCAGCCGACGGGAGGCUUCUUUGGAGCCGCAACCACCACUGCGACGGCCGCCACUAAGCCGGAGGGCACCGGUCUGUUCGGGCAGGCCACUCUGUCGUCGCCGUUCGGCCAGAGUCAGCCGCAGUCGUCGUUCGGAGGCCCGCCCACUUUUGGACAGCCGGCCGGGGGUUCAUUGUUCGGACAAAGUCCCAGUUCAGGGUUUGGUUCUCAAGGCUCGUCCGUGUUUGGUGGGGGUGGAUCCAUGUUUGGAGGGGGCACGACUGCUGACACCACUGCUAAUCAGCCUUCCGGCGGAUUGUUCUCAAGCCCUGCUACUGGAGGACUUUUUGGCAACAGUAAUUCUCUUGCUAGUCCAGUUGGCUCUUUCAGUCAACCAACUUCUCCUUCCAUCAGUCAGACUGGCUUCGGAACAGCAUUUCAAAAUAAGCCAGCUACAUUUGGAGGUCAACCAGCUUUCGGUGCGCCUUCCUCAUUUGGUGGAGCUCCCACGUUCGGAGGCUCGGCCACUUUUGGAAGUCCCAACAAAGUGUUCGGCUCUCCUCAGUCAGCUGGAGGUUUUGGAGCGAGCACCCAGCAGUCGGCGACAUUCGAGAACCUGGCCAACCAGAACACCAUGUCGUUCGGCAACUUGGCUCAGCAGCAGCAGCAGUCGCCGGGAUUCGGUAACACUGCCCCCUUAUUUGGCUCCCCGCAGCAGGCCACUCAGAGCUCGCCGCCCGCUUUUCCAAACACAUUCGGGGGUUCAGCAGCUUUCAGCAGCUGGCGAUGAAGAGAUAUACUUUUACAUCUUCUCAGUUUAUAAAAUGGACUUAGGGCCAAUACUUGUCAUUUUCUACUCUUACUUGCAAGUUUAAGGCUGGCAAUUACAAUAUGAUAUUACUUUUUCAUCUAUGAUAUCAAAUUUUUAUAUUAUAUUUUUAAUUGAUCAAUAAGCGUUCUUGAUAGUUAAUGAACAAUCAUUUUUUUAAUUUGCCAUAAACAUAUUCUAUUCUGUACUUUCUUGAUGUUCAAUUUUCUCGAUGCUCAGUUUUGAAUCUGUAUCAAAUAAUAAAAUGUUACUGUAAUUGAAU
Molecule: messenger RNA, 6335 nt
Organism: Nilaparvata lugens (brown planthopper)
Lineage: Eukaryota; Metazoa; Arthropoda; Insecta; Hemiptera; Delphacidae
Product: nuclear pore complex protein Nup214
Biological process (GO): RNA export from nucleus; protein import into nucleus
Cellular component (GO): nuclear pore
Molecular function (GO): protein binding; structural constituent of nuclear pore
Source: RefSeq, a predicted model, not a curated record